CACUUCACUCCACCCACCGCUUCCUUGACGUCUCUCCCAAAUUCAAAUUCCUCAACCCGUGAUCGACGUCAGAAUUCAAAGCAAUUCGUGAGAUCUCAGUUCAAUUGCACGAUAUCCACUUCCUGCUGUUUUAGGGGGCUCUACUACUCUCGCUCUCUCAUGGAGGUUAAAGAAAAUCUCAGCGAUUGUGUGAUAAAGUUGAGGGAGAAUCCGAAGAGGCGAAAGGAGACGGUUUCCGUCGGAUGUGGUGCUGGAUUCGGCGGCGAUAGGCCAUCGGCGGCUCUCAAACUGCUUCAGAGAGUUGAAGACCUUAACUAUCUUGUCCUUGAGUGCUUGGCCGAACGAACUUUGGCUGAUCGCUGGCUCUCUAUGGCAUCUGGCGGUUACGGUUACGACCCUCGUGUUUCAGAGUGGAUGCAUUUGUUACUACCUAUGGCUGUGGAGAAAGGCACUUGUAUAAUCACUAAUAUGGGCGCAAUUGAUCCCUCUGGGGCUCAGAAGAAAGUUCUCCAGGUAGCCAGUGAAUUAGGGCUCACUAUUUCCGUGGCUGUGGCUCAUGAGGUGCAUUUUGAAACAGGCUCUGGAUCAUCUUUUGCCGGGGGUGCUAGCACUUACCUUGGAGCAGCCCCUAUCGUUGAAUGCCUGGAGAAGUACCAACCAGACGUGAUAAUUACUUCAAGAGUGGCUGAUGCCGCCUUGUUUUUAGCACCAAUGGUCUAUGAACUAGGUUGGAAUUGGAAUGACUUGGAGCUUCUAGCUCAGGGAACUCUUGCUGGCCACCUUCUGGAAUGCGGAUGUCAGCUCACUGGUGGAUACUUCAUGCAUCCAGGUGACCAGUAUAGAGACUUGGCUUUCCCUCUCCUCCAGGAUGUAUCACUUCCUUAUGCAGAAAUUGGCCAUGACGGGAAAGUAUGUGUCUCAAAGCCUAAAGGUACUGGUGGAAUUUUAAGUACCAGUACUUGCGCUCAGCAACUUCUGUAUGAAAUUGCUGAUCCGAGUGCCUACAUUACACCUGAUGUGGUGAUCGAUAUACGAGACGUUUCUUUCCUUCCCCUUUCAGACUGCAAAGUACAAUGCAGUGGAGCAAAACCAUCUGCUAACACUACUGUGCCUGAGAAACUUUUGCGGUUGAUUCCAAAGGAGUGUGGUUGGAAAGGAUGGGGAGAGAUAUCUUAUGGAGGACAUAGAUCUGUUCAACGUGCUAAAGCUUCAGAGAAUCUGGUUCGAUCUUGGAUGGAAGAAACCAUUCCUGGUGUUAACCACUGCAUUCUUUCUUAUGUGAUUGGGGUUGAUAGCUUGAAGGCGACAAGCAAUGACGCUGAAUCAUCUUGGCAGUCAUGCGGAGAUAUUAGAUUACGUAUGGAUGGUCUAUUCAAACUGAAAGAUCAUGCAGUCCACUUAACGAAAGAGUUUACUGCUUUAUAUACAAAUGGACCAGCUGGUGGUGGUGGAAUUAGUACCGGACACAAGAUAGAGAUUGUUCUUGAGAAGCUUUUGGUCAGCCGUGAAUCUGUAAUCUGGAAAACUGGAUUUCAGCACACCAACACAUCAAAGUCAGAGAUCCCUGAAAAUCAUUAUCCAGUUGCUCAGGAGAAAAUCCAAAAGAUCCCUAAGGAAAAUCAAAAUAACCUAACAAUGAAAGGCGAUCAAUGGACGGCUUUAUGUGGAUUUCAUCACUCUCCAGCUCCAUCUGGCCAAAAGAUCCCACUAUACUCUGUAGCUCAUAGCAGGGCUGGUGAUAAAGGAAACGACAUAAACUUCUCACUUAUCCCACACUACUACCCUGAUAUUGAUCGUCUGAAACUCAUCAUUACUCCCCAAUGGGUAAAACAUGUGAUGUCAGUUCUGUUAUCAACCUCUCCGCUUCUUCAAACCGAUGCAAAACCAAUUGAUGAAAAUGUGUCAGUAGAGAUAUAUGAUGUUAAAGGCAUUCAUGCUUUGAAUGUUGUCGUACGGAACAUAUUAGAUGGUGGAGUCAACUGUUCCAGGAGAAUCGAUCGACACGGAAAGACAAUCUCAGAUCUCAUCUUGUGUCAACAUGUUGUGUUGUAAGACUACUUUCCUUUGCAUAUCAGAUUUUUCUAUUCAAAUAUUGUGUGGUAAUGUUAACCUAAAAAGAGACUUGAAAUACACUAUAUAAUUCUAAAGAAAUUGGAAAAAGAGGAAAUCGACUUAGUGGUGCUUCA
This is a messenger RNA of Capsella rubella, 2186 nucleotides long. RefSeq lists its product as uncharacterized. The transcript has 14 exons. The coding region runs from base 160 to 2052 and encodes 630 amino acids. The record is from RefSeq and is a predicted model, not a curated record. Lineage: Eukaryota; Viridiplantae; Streptophyta; Magnoliopsida; Brassicales; Brassicaceae.